Saccostrea echinata is the source of this 1096-nucleotide messenger RNA. Its product is annotated as D-aspartate oxidase-like. The record is from RefSeq and is a predicted model, not a curated record. The transcript is spliced from 10 exons. Lineage: Eukaryota; Metazoa; Mollusca; Bivalvia; Ostreida; Ostreidae. Bases 10 to 1017 code for a protein of 335 amino acids. Gene Ontology annotation, molecular function: D-amino-acid oxidase activity; FAD binding.
ACAUAGGACAUGGUUGGCGUGAUAGUUAUCGGCGCUGGUGUUGUUGGCCUCUCUACCGCCAUCAACAUACAACGUCUUCUUCCAUCUUGUCACGUGACUAUUGUAGCAGAACACAUAAUCGAAGGAACAACAAGUUUUGGAGCUGGUGCUAUCUUCAGACCAACUGCAGAUUAUAUUCCAGGAGUUAACUUAGAAAAAGCCAAGAAAUGGACACGAGACGGAUGGGACCACUUUUCCUCUUUAGCAAUGUCAGAAGAAGCUGGUCGUGCGGGUAUUGCUAUAACACCUUCAUUCAUGUUAAGUCAAACAGAAAUUAAGGAUCCUCUUUAUAAAGAUGUUGUGUUCACGUUUCACGAUUUAAGUGAGGACGAAAUGAGAAAACUGGGCUUUAGCAAACACUUUAAGUUUGGAUAUCUUGUUACGACAGUUGUUAUAACAACAAAGAUAUACCUUGCUUGGCUUCUCAAAAGGUUUCUCGAAAGUGGCGGGAAAAUUGAACAAAGACGUGUUGUGAAUAUAGAUGAGUUUGUUGGACGAUGCGAUGUCAUUGUAAAUUGCUCUGCAUUAGGCAGCCGACAGCUGUUCGGAGACAAAACCAUUAUUCCAAAUCGAGGCCAACUUCUGAGGGUAAAGGCGCCAUGGAUAAAAUAUUGCGUAUAUACAGACAGGGAUGCAUAUAUUAUACCAAAUCAGGACUUGGUUGCAGUUGGAGGUUGUAGGGAAGAUAAUAACUUCAAUACAUCCAUAAGUCAAGAAGAUUCAAAAGGAAUAAUGGAGAGAUGUUGCAAAAUUUGUCCUUCCUUAAAGUCAGCAGAUGUUUACAAUGAAUGGGUUGGGUUGAGGCCGAUUCGCUCCCCUCUUAGACUUGAAAAAGAAGUUAUUAAGUCUGACCAUGGGCAAUUAACUGUUGUUCAUAAUUAUGGACAUUGUUCAGACGGUAUUGGUCUGAGUUGGGGUACUAGUAUGGAGGCUGCCGACCUCGUCCAGAGCUGUCUGAAUUCUCAAUCCAAGUUAUGAUACUGAAGUAACUCAACCUUUGGUCCAAUGAACUCACAAAUCUAUUUAUAAAGUGUACUGACUUUUCUUAUUUAAUAGA